Molecule: messenger RNA, 1450 nt
Organism: Phacochoerus africanus (Common warthog)
Lineage: Eukaryota; Metazoa; Chordata; Mammalia; Artiodactyla; Suidae
Gene: SOX15
Product: SRY-box transcription factor 15
Exons: 2
Coding region: 529-1230 (233 amino acids)
Biological process (GO): positive regulation of transcription by RNA polymerase II; cell differentiation; negative regulation of transcription by RNA polymerase II
Molecular function (GO): RNA polymerase II cis-regulatory region sequence-specific DNA binding; DNA-binding transcription factor activity, RNA polymerase II-specific
Source: RefSeq, a predicted model, not a curated record
GGGGAUGUUGGCGCCCUCGAGGAGGCGCGGCCCACUGGGAGGGAGUGGGGAGGAGUCAGUCGUUAAAAGCUGUUCCCGGCUCUGGCCCACCCGCCAGCCACAGACGCUGCGGCCAGGUGAGCGAGGCCUUAGGUACCCGGGCUGCGCCGCCUGGCAGCUGCGGGACUGCAGAGACGAGAGCGUGAGCGCUUGCCGCCUCCACCGAGCCCCGGGCCGGUGGCCAGCAGCGGGUACCGGGAGCGGGACAGGUCGGGGACCUCGCGGCAAGCAGGAGAGGAGAGCAUAACCUGGCCUGGACAGGGUACCAAGAGCGGAUUUCGCGCCCGACUCCCCAAACGUGCCGGAUUGGUUGGGAGCAGGAGCGCCAUUACAAGGACUCUGAACUUGGGGACGAUAUAUACUUUUAAGGACACGAGUUUCUCUGUAACGACUCCGGACUAGGAAGGCACUUCGGGUUUGGGGAUCAACGAUUCACUUUGGAGGCGAGGGCGUGUAGGACGCCCUCUUAAGGCUUUCCUCCACCCUCCCAUGGCGCUACCCGGCUCCUCUCAGGAUCAGGCCUGGAGCCUGGAGCCUCCCACUCCCGCGGCCCCGACCUCCGCAUCCUCGGGCUCCCAGGAGCGGGAGGGCGCCGGGAGCCCAGUGGUCUCCGGGGGGCUUCCCUUGGAGAAGGUGAAGCGGCCCAUGAACGCGUUCAUGGUGUGGAGCUCCGCCCAGCGCCGCCAGAUGGCGCAGCAGAACCCGAAGAUGCACAACUCCGAGAUCUCCAAGCGCCUGGGCGCGCAGUGGAAGCUGCUGGGCGAGGACGAGAAGCGGCCCUUCGUGGAGGAGGCUAAGCGGCUCCGGGCCCGGCACCUGCGCGACUACCCCGACUACAAGUACCGGCCCCGGCGCAAGACCAAGACCUCGGGGGCCGGGUCAGCCCACUUCGGCCAGGGAAGCGGCGGUGUGGCUGGCGGCGGGCCGGUCUGGGGGCCCGGGUACGCGACUAACCAAGGGAGCAGAGGCUUUGGGUACCAGCCCCCCAACUACUCGACAGCCUACCUGCCUGGCGGUUACGGCUCUUCCCACUGUAAACCGGAGGCCCCUUCGCCGUGCUCCCUCCCUCAGAGUAACCCUAGGCUCCAGGGUGAGCUGCUUCCCCCCUACAGCCCUUACCCACCCCCAGGCUCUCCCACUUUGUAUAACCCUCCCCUCUCAGGGGCCCCUAUGCCUCUAACCCACCUCUAACCCUCAUGGACAGAAAUGAACCUCCCAGAAAGGUUUCCACCCUCUUCACCCAGAACCACCUCCCCCCAUUCCCAGGUUGCAACCUCUUUGUAACUGGUGGGCCACAGUUCAGAGGAAAUGGGCAGUCCCCCCCCAAGCCCCUGAAAGCCAGGGGGACCAACACUUCUAUUUUUUUGUAAGCUGAACACAGUUUUGUACGAUUAAACCAUGUCUCUGGGUC